This is a messenger RNA of Colletotrichum gloeosporioides, 903 nucleotides long. Its product is annotated as Short-chain dehydrogenase reductase 5. The record is from RefSeq and is a predicted model, not a curated record. The coding region runs from base 1 to 903 and encodes 300 amino acids. NCBI's taxonomy places the organism in Eukaryota, Fungi, Ascomycota, Sordariomycetes, Glomerellales, Glomerellaceae. The transcript is spliced from 4 exons.
AUGUCCAGCCUCGAGAUCAACGGCAAAGAUUUUAUGAAGCUCAAGGACAAAGUCAUAUUGAUCACAGGAGGCUCCUCCGGCAUCGGCCUGGGGGUCGUCAAGCUUCUGUUAUCCAUCGGUGCUCGUGUGACAAGUGUCGAUCUCACUGCCCCACCGGCCUCUGAAGAUUUUACUUCACAAUCGCCUACAUUCACGUUCGAAAAUUGCAAUGUCUGUGACUGGAAAGCCCUUCGAAGUGUUUUUUCACGAGUAGUGGAGCGGGAAGGACGGCUUGAUUCAGUUUUUGCAAAUGCCGGCGUAAAUCCUCGCACGCGAUUCAUAGAUGAUGAGAUCGAUCCUACCGACGGCCAAUUGAAAGAACCGGAUUUGUCAUGUCUCGAGACAAAUCUGUAUGGUGUAAUUUCUACGGUUAAGCUGGCAGUGCAUCACAUGCGAGCUCGUGAGAUUCAAGGCAGCGUUGUCAUCGCAGCGUCUGUGUCGUCUUGGACGAGAUUCGGAGCAGUGGAUUAUACGACAUCAAAGCAUGCUGUGUUAGGUUUUAUGCGAGGAUUGCUUCCGCAUACCUCCAGAUUGCCCUUCCCCAUUCGGAUCAACUGCAUUGCUCCAAACUGGACGAAGUCUGGUCUGGUCACUGAAGAAAUAGUUGCUCCCACAGGCUUUAGCCUGAGUACUCCUGAAGAGGUCGCGCGGUCAGUUGGGCUUCUGAUGACAGACGAAGACCGAAACGGGGAAGUAAUCUUCGUCGAUGGCGGAAGGUGUUGGGAGAUCGGGAAAACACUUGAGGGGGACGGAGUUGGGAGAUUUGUUGGCCCGACAAUGCCGCCCGGGACUUCCGGCCGCACACACUGGGAACAGUAUAUAGAAUUUUGUCGUAGGAUGAAUAUGGCACUUGGAAUAAUGUAG